Molecule: messenger RNA, 1363 nt
Organism: Astrephomene gubernaculifera
Lineage: Eukaryota; Viridiplantae; Chlorophyta; Chlorophyceae; Chlamydomonadales; Astrephomenaceae
Source: the annotation of a GenBank genome assembly
GCCGGUGCAACACUUCGUCCGAGACCUCCUCAACGAUGCCAAGAAGCAGUUCACGGCAAUGGCGGAGGAGCUCUCGGAACUCAAGGCCAAGCUUGUUGCGGUGGACGCCGGCGCGGCUGCUGCCCAAGGAGUCGAGGCGCAGGAGGAGGGGGCUGCCAUUCAGGAGCCGGAGCUGGACGAGGAAAAGGAGGACGAGGCAUCCGACGAAGAGCCCGAGGCCAAGCGUCACGUGAAGCAGCGUAGGGUGCCCAAGCGGCUGCUGCAGAUCAGCGGUGCCCUGCUUUCCAGGAGCUUUGUCCUCCGGCAGAUGCUGCGGAAGCCCUGCACGGGCGGCCCUCAGCUGCUGAGGCAGAGCAAGCGGGUUCUGCGCUACAGCCUCAGCACCCGCUAGAGGCGGCCUCGGCUCUGCAUGGCGGUUCGCAGGCAGGUGAUUCCCGCCAAAGAAGCUUGGGCUUUCUGCUGAGCUUAUCGGCGGGGAAGUUUGAGAAGUACGGGGAUUGGCAAUGGACACAAGCGGUUUGCGCGGAAUAACGGACAAGGGUUUGCUAGCUAGCGCCCAUGUCGUACUUUGGUUCUGGCCCUUUUGUGUGUGUUUGGAGGCUUAAGUUCGCCGGUAAUGUCCUAUAGAUUUGCCAUGUCAAGGGCUGUGUGGAUAGCCGCUCUAUUGGCUGCACUUUUCAUUGUGUAUCGUACAUUCGGACAUCAUGUCAGAGGUGACGCUGACGCGUAGGUCAGGGUUGGGGUAGCCUGAGAGCGGCGUCACUCUUGAUGCCCGCAUGUUUUGCCGCUGAGGAUAGAGCGCGAGGGCCUGAGAUUAGGGCCGACAAUGAAGUCAUGACAUGUUUACUGGCAUUUCGACAUUCUGGCAUUUCGGACGUAGGUUAUGCCAGUUGGGUUAGGGUAGGAGUUUGCAUGCUACCAAAUGAUAGCUGUAGGGCUAGUAGGACAGCAGGAGAGGAUAUACGCAGGCGUUUCUUUUAUAAACAGAUCCCCUGUUUCGGAUGUUCGUUCAUAAUCUUUUCCCUUUGACACAUUCAUUGGGCAGGUGCUGGGGUAAAGGACGUUAGACCAUAGCGGCGUAGAUGAACUGUGGCACACUAUCCUCUGUAAGUAAUUUUGUGUAUGCAAACUUGUUCAAGUUAGCGGGUACAACUAGGCUCGGAUCAUCGGCUGUGGGGCCGUCAAAGCAGUAGCGCUGUGGCUAGGCAUGGAGGCAGAGACGUUAGGCAGUCAGCUGCAAUUGUGCGGCAGGUAUGUACGCAUGAUCGUGUGGCAUAGGUCAGGUAGCAGGGCUGUGGUGGUUGCCUUGGAUGUGCGCUGGGCCCAAUCAGUGCUGUCCGCGUGUUCGUAUAUUUGCUCAAUG